This is a messenger RNA of Guyanagaster necrorhizus, 1344 nucleotides long. Its product is annotated as cytochrome P450. Bases 1 to 1344 code for a protein of 447 amino acids. The transcript has 10 exons. Lineage: Eukaryota; Fungi; Basidiomycota; Agaricomycetes; Agaricales; Physalacriaceae. The record is from RefSeq and is a predicted model, not a curated record. Gene Ontology annotation, molecular function: oxidoreductase activity, acting on paired donors, with incorporation or reduction of molecular oxygen; monooxygenase activity; heme binding.
AUGACAUCCUUCAUGGAACUUUUGAACAAGGCCUACGGUCACUUGUCAACUUUUACCAUCCCAGGAUGGGGUCGUCUGGUUGUGAUAAACCGUACUGAAUGGCUUGCGCAUGUCAAAAAGAGUAUCGUCUAUUCAUAUGAAUCUACAGGACCAGUGGCCUUAUCUAUAUUCGAGCAGUUCCCUGGGUUAGGAACGCCUGUUGCUUCCGAGGGAGAAAAAUGGAGAGCCUCUCGCAAGGCCAUACAACCCAUUUUUGGAGUAAAGUCCUUCCAAGACCAACUCGCUACCGCUAUGAGUGAUGUAACUUAUGCCGACUACGACACUUUUUUUGUGAACGCCACGAAGGAUCGACUUCCGUUUGACUGGAACGACUCUUUCGGGCGCUUGGCGCUAUCAAUUUUUGUCAAGAGCAACUUUAAUCUCGAUACAACGAUGCUGCAGGAGGACCCCAAAGCCUUGACAGACUCUCAUGAGCUGAUUUCGUCUAUCUGCGAACUCAACGAGAUCUCCGCCGCAUGCGCAUUUAUUCAAUCCGUACUGCUUGACGGAACUUGGUUCAGGUUCAGAAGGACUAUAUCUGUCCUAUGGGAAGCGAUCGACGGCCUCAUCGAAGAACGAUCAAAGUCUCUCGCUCUAGCUGGAGAUGUCGACAGCCAAGAGACCGAUUUCUUUUCCACCUUUCUGAAAUCGCAUUCAGAGACUAAUCCUGUCUUCACCCGGAACAUAAUGCAACCGGAGUGGCUGAACCGAAUGCGGGAAGAGACCAUCGCAUUGGGACAGUCGGGCCAAGGUCCCACUUUUGCGACAUUAUCGGCGUGUGCUCUCCUUGCUUCUCUAGGUGCAGACGAACUAACUUCUUGUCAUCUAACACAGUCUUAUGUAAUCCAUUUGGCGGCGUUCUACGAGACGGUUCGUCUGUGGCCUGGCCUGCCUAAGAAUGCGCGAUACGCCACUGCCGGUGAUAUACUCCCAGCGGUACCUGAGCUUUCCAUUCCCGAGACCAACAUUGAAAAAGGAACGUACGUCCUAUGGUCGGACAAAAUAAUCAUGAGAGAUCCUUUGGUCUGGGGACCAGAUGCAGACGAAUUCAAUCCCGCGAGGCACAUCUCUGACGAUGGCAAAUUCAUCAAGCCUUCCGCUCCCGAGUUCAUAACCUUCGAUGCGGGACCACGCUAUUGCCCUGCUGCCAGCAUCGUCCCCUACGAAUGGGUAUUUAUCUGGUCCACAUUGCUUCGGCUUUUCGACUUCGAGUUUCUUGAUACCUCGAAAAGAUCCACUGGCGACUUCUUGGCGAACCAGAUGGCGGAUCCGUUUAUGGUACGAGUCCGCGAAAGGGAAGCGUGA